GCCCAACUCCGCCCCUAACAAGAGGGAAACAAGCGAGCGUGCGCGCCUCCCGGGUCUCCUGGGAAGAGUAGUUCUCCUGGGCCUAAUCCCGCAUGCUUCUGGGAGAUGUAGUUUCUGGUCUGUAGGCAGGGCGGAAGGAGCGGGGGAGGCCCCUUACGCAAACUACAAUUCCCGGCGGGGAGCGCGAUGAAGGGGGGCGGGAUCUGAACAUGGCGGCGGUGGUAGCUGCUACGGCGCUGAAGGGCCGGGGGGCGAGAAAUGCCCGCGUCCUCCGGGGGAUCCUCUCGGGAGCCACAGCUAACAAGGCCUCUCAGAACAGGACCAGAGCUCUGCAAAGCCACAGCUCCCAAGAAGGCAAGGAGGAACCUGAGCCCCUAUCUCCUGAGCUGGAGUACAUUCCUAGAAAGAGGGGGCGGAACCCCAUGAAAGCUGUGGGACUAGCCUGGUACAGCCUGUACACCCGCACCUGGCUCGGGUACCUCUUCUACCGGCAGCAGCUGCGCAGGGCUCGGAAUCGCUACCCCAAAGGCCACUCCAAAACCCAGGCUCGCCUCUUCAACGGAGUGAAGGUGCUUCCCAUCCCCGUCCUCUCGGACAACUACAGCUACCUCGUCAUCGACACCCAGGCCCGGCUGGCUGUGGCUGUGGACCCUUCAGACCCCCGGGCUGUGCAGGCUUCCAUCGAGAAGGAGGGGGUCACCUUGGUUGCCAUUCUCUGCACCCACAAGCACUGGGACCACAGCGGAGGGAACCGUGACCUCAGCCGGUGGCACCAGGACUGUCGGGUGUAUGGGAGCCCUCAGGAUGGCAUCCCCUACCUCACCCACCCCCUGUGUCACCAGGACGUGGUUAGCGUGGGACGACUCCAGAUCCGCGCCCUGGCCACCCCAGGCCACACGCAAGGCCAUCUGGUCUACCUGUUGGAUGGGGAGCUCUACAAGGGUCCCUCUUGCCUGUUCUCAGGGGACCUGCUCUUCCUUUCAGGCUGCGGACGGACCUUUGAGGGCACUGCUGAGACCAUGCUGAGCUCGCUGGACACUGUGCUGGGGCUGGGGGAUGACACCCUGCUGUGGCCUGGUCACGAGUAUGCGGAGGAGAACUUGGGCUUUGCGGGUGUGGUGGAGCCCGAGAACCUGGCCCGGGAGAGGAAGAUGCAGUGGGUACAGAGGCAGCGGAUGGAACGCAAGAGCACGUGCCCGUCCACCCUGGGAGAGGAGCGUGCCUACAACCCGUUCCUGCGGACCCACUGCCUGGCGCUGCAGGAGGCUCUGGGGCCAGGGCCAGGCCCCACUGGGGAUGAUGGCUGCUCCCGGGCCCAGCUCUUGGAGGAGCUCCGAAGGCUCAAGGACACACACAAGAGCAAGUGAAGCCCACAGCCCAGCCCAGCCCAGCCCACCCCCAUGGUGGGGAGGCCGCCACCGCCCACACCUCACGUCCUUCUCAUUUCCUCCAUCCGCGCCCACUUGGCAUCAUGCAUCCAACCUGGUCAGGGGGAGGCGUAGGACCAGGCAAUGAAACCAAGAGGAAGGGGGUCAAAGGCAGACCCCACAGAGUGAAGCUGUGUCAUCAAAGGUGAAGGGGAAGGAUGGCCUAGGACAUCCCAGGGUCCCCUCCUCCCUUCCCCUACUUCUGGGACAGCAGCACAAAUCUGGAGGCUGCUGCGAGCUCCCGCCCAGGAGGCCACACUCUCAUGGUAACCCUGGCACUCAGGGCAGCAGGAGCCCUGCCAGGAAGUUCAUUUUCCACCUUCCCCAUCCACAGCUGGGGCCUCCAGUGUGGUGCCUUGGGAAAGCAGUCACCGGCAGGGCAGCCUGACAGGUGACUAGGACUCUGCCCCUCCCCCUCAAACCUCCAGGCCCACCCCGCCCUGCUCAGGCAUUUUCGGACAGAGCCAUUCCCAGAACCCCAAAGGGCUGGAGGCCUGGCUCUGGCUAACCUCUGCCUCACUGGCUCCCCUGCAGCCUAGAAGGGGGCGUGUCCUGGUUGCCAAGGAAACCUCUGCCUCCUGCUAAGACCCAGACACUGGGAUCUAGCCCCUGGCAGCCUCAAAGGGACCUGCUCACCCUACACACUGGACCUGAGCCUGCCCCCAGCCUCUGCCCCUGCCCUGGGUCACACAGGCCUCCUUCCCAGGGGAUCAUUCUGGCCUCUGCUCCUAGAGUUUCUGCCUGCCUCCCACCUUACUUGAUUCCUCUUGUUUUGUCCUCAGCCUCUUUGCUCCUUGAGUUAGUGAUUUAUUUUUUAGUCCUGACAUUCACCUGCCCUCUGCAGUUUGCCAAGAGCUCUCCAUCCUGUGUGACUGCCUAUCAUAUCUGUGGCCAGCCCUGGAUGAAAGGAGGAGACUCAGGGCAGCAGACCCUGGACCCUUCUCCUCUGCUCUGUCCUCCAGCUCUGCUGCUCUGGUCUCGGGUCCAGGUCUCUUUGGGGCCUGCAGUGAAGAAUCCUCGGCCCUCAGGCAGGCACACAGGGGUCAGCUGGAGCCUCUCUUCCUGUGUCAAAGCCUUCCGAGAUGCCCUGGCCUCAGUUUCCCCUGUCAUCUGGCCUCUCCAGCUCCACCCCCAGAGCCCACUCUAGCAAUACCACCAGACUAGUUAGCCUUCCCACCCCCGAGACAUGCAGACUCUCGCCUCUGUGCCUUUGCUCCGCUGCUCCUCAGGCCGGAAUGCCUUCCCCGCUCCUCUACCUGGUCUGCCUGGUAAGCGUGCAACCCGCCCGUUCAUCUCUCCCAGGCCCCUCCCUAGGAAGGUGCCCCCACCUCUCCUCUCCAGGCUACCUCUGCACUUUGUAAAUGCUUCUCUCUCAUGGCACUUAUCACACAUAUUUUACUUGUUUACAUGUGUGUCUCCCCUUCUAGACUGUGAAUCCUUAAGGGCAUGGACUGUAUCUUACGCAUCUCUGUAUUUCUGCGCCUAGCACGGUGCCUGGCACAUAGUAGGCGCUCAAUAAAUGUUGAAUGAAUGAAUGAUUUAA
This is a messenger RNA of Cavia porcellus (domestic guinea pig), 2970 nucleotides long. RefSeq names its product PNKD metallo-beta-lactamase domain containing (gene Pnkd). Lineage: Eukaryota; Metazoa; Chordata; Mammalia; Rodentia; Caviidae. Gene Ontology annotation, cellular component: mitochondrion. The transcript has 10 exons. Bases 210 to 1367 code for a protein of 385 amino acids. Gene Ontology annotation, molecular function: hydroxyacylglutathione hydrolase activity. The record is from RefSeq and is a predicted model, not a curated record.